Molecule: messenger RNA, 1788 nt
Organism: Clonostachys rhizophaga
Lineage: Eukaryota; Fungi; Ascomycota; Sordariomycetes; Hypocreales; Bionectriaceae
Source: the annotation of a GenBank genome assembly
AUGGCGAACAAUCUUUUCCAUCAUGAGCUACCUGAUAACCAAACUGAAACUCGUGUUAAGGCAAAUGGAGACGCUACAAAUACACGUCGAUGGAAAUGGUCGGCCAAUGUGGUCCUCAUAGGCACAUCUCAGAGCGGGAAAAGCACUCUGAUUAACAGAUUCAUGACCCUUGCCGUCGGGCCGCAUCCUCUUCCAGACCCAGCCAGGAUUGGCGGUGGCGGGCUCUCGUGCACCACAGAUCCUUUCCUUUAUGAAUUGGAUGUACCCAUGACUGAAUUCAUCCUUGUGGAUGGCCUAAAGGAUAGCCUGGUCGACUCACCAGAUGAUGAACGACACAUCUUCGAUCUUGGUCUAUGGAAACGGAAAGAUCUGCAAGUGCGAGCACGCAAUUCCAAUGCAGACAUCGUCCGUCUCCGUUUGCUCGAUACUCCUGGCCUUGAUGAUAGUGAACCAAAAAAGAAUGCGAAGAAUAUGGAGAAAGUCCUCCAAGCGUUGAACUCCUACGCCCAGUCAACUGAGCUUGAAAAGCGCCACAUUAGCGCUGUCAUCUUUGUUGUCAAAACUGGCAACCCCUUCAAUGACAGUUUACAGAAGUGGUAUCAUCAUUAUCAACGCUGCAUGCCCAAUCUUUUCGGCAGCCUCGCUGUUGUCAACACUUGUUUCAGAUUCAAGGACUGGAAAACCGAAUACAAACAGAUGGCAAUAAACGCCAUUACAUUUGGCGCGGCAGGAUCAGAUAUUUCAUCGCGUGACAAGAAGAUGAAACGGCGCCGCGAAGCUUGGGCCGAAACAUUCAAGUCCGAUCCUACGCACUUUUUUAUUGACAGCAAACCAAGUCGCGACAGCCCUUUCCAGGAAUAUGUGUCAGUGAACACUAUCUACGACAUUCUUCUCUACCUGAGAAGCCAAGGCAAGAUGCCGAUUGAAAAUGUCCGUCUGGUGAAACUUCCUCAAAUGGCCGCUAUUGAUAAGAAAGUGGUAGAGUAUCUUGCCAAGAUACAGAAUUAUUGGGAAAAGGAGAGAGGGGACCUCUUUAAGUCCCUAUCGAAUCAGGAUAGAAGCGAUGCCAGGCACCGGAAGAGCAUUAUAGAGUGGGAAAACGAUAUAAAAAAACUUGAUGAAAACUUGCGUAUCUGGGAUUCGGAUGUCGAGUUCGAUCUCAACACGUACAACCCAACCGCGGUCGUAAGCACGCCAGCCAAGAUAUGGAAGUUUCUCACUUUCUCUGGUCAUGAAAGUACCGUUGAAAUUAGAGAGCAGAUUUUUCCAUUUUGGGUGGAUGCUCCUAACAAUAGCGACACAACAUGGGUGUCAAAACGAGAUGCUUCGCAACCGGGUGAGGCUUGGAAAGGACAGUAUAAGUCCAAAUGGCAAAAGACUCCGAGGGCGUCUCUUCGCUCGUACACGACAAACCGAAAGAAAUACGCCCAAGAAAUCAAAGAUGCCAUGAGUCGCAGAAUUGAGCUGAACAAUGGAAUCAACGAGACCCGGGAUAUCAUCAAAGCCUCAAGAGCACUCUCAUCCCAGUCUCAGGGUGGGACUGAGGAGAACCCACGUGUUACACAACUUACCGAGUUGCUCGCCCAAUCCGAAAGGCUUAUUCGACUACUCCAGGAAGAGGAAGUACCAAUGACCCGGGGAUUUUCUCAGUCCGACAUAAGGCGAUACGGUAAAAGUAUUGAUAAGAUUUGCUAUAGUGAUGUUCUGGAAUUAAUCGAGGAGCAUCAGAUUGAUCUCAAGCCUGCAUUUGAUUAUGCAGUUUCGUGCAUCAAGAGGAGUUCAACCUAG